Camellia sinensis is the source of this 1852-nucleotide messenger RNA. Lineage: Eukaryota; Viridiplantae; Streptophyta; Magnoliopsida; Ericales; Theaceae. The record is from RefSeq and is a predicted model, not a curated record.
UAUUUAUAUUGGGAACAUGUCCUUUUACACUACAGAAGAGCAAGUUUAUGAGCUAUUCUCUCGAGCUGGAGAAAUUAAAAAGAUAAUCAUGGGUUUAGACAAGAACACAAAAACUCCUUGUGGCUUCUGUUUUGUGUUGAUUGUUGAACUAUCCCCUAUUCGCUGGAUUGUAGUGAUGCAAUCAUAUCAGAGCCAUCAGAUCAAGAGCAUCAAAGGAAUCAAGAAUUGUAGCUCAAACUGAUAUGGAUUGAUUACAUAUUGUCUCAGCUCUUGUAAAGUAGUUACAACUACUUUCAGUUAUGUAAUUAGAUAUAGUAUAUAUACAUUCGGUUAUAUAGCUAGAUAUAGAAUAGAUAUAUAAACUCUUGAUUUGUAUAAAUAGAGGACUCUGUACUGAAGAUUAAAUCAUCAAAGAUAUUUUUGCUCUUCUAUAUCAACGUCUUCAUGGUAUCAGAGCACUCUAACUCCAAUGAGUUAAGCUCCUUCAAGGUCCUUCAAUGGUGUCCUCUGUCACAACAGUAAUGGAAUCUGCAUCUCUAUCACUUCCAGCAAACCUUGCCCUUCUUAUCAACAAUCUGAAUUCGUUUGUCACAAUCAAGCUGGGUUCUACAAAUUAUUUGAUCUGGAAAAGUCAAUUUCAAAACAUACUUCGAGCUACAAAUCUUAUUCACUACAUUGAUGGUUCUUCUCAAUGUCCUCCUUCACUGAUUCAUGAUUCUAAUGGCAAAGAGAUCACCAACCCCGAAUUUCUCACAUGGAAGCAAGUUGAUUCUCAUCUGUUAAGUUGUAUAACUGCAACUUUAACUCCUGUUGUGUUUACAUCAGUUCUUCGAUGCUCCACAAGUUAUGAAGUCUGGACUCUUCUCACUAAAAGGUUCACCUCUUUGUCCAGAUCGCAUAUUCAUCAACUCAAGAACAAACUCAAUGAUGUCUCCAAGAAAUCCUUAUCCAUGGAAGAUUAUCUACUACAGGUCAAAACAGUAUCAGAUCAGUUAGCUCUUGUUUCUUCUCCUAUUGAGGAAGAAGAUCUAAUUCUCAUUGUCUUGAAUGGACUUCCCACAGAAUACAAUGCUUUAAAGACGGCAAUAAGAGCAAGAACUGAACCAAUCACCAUGUUAGAUUUGUCCUCUCUUUUGUGCUCCGAAGCUUUGCAUGUUGAAUCUGAAAUAAAAGUGUCUUCUUCUCUGUCUGAUCUCACUGUUGCAUAUUCUGCUACCAAAGAUCAAGGCUCUAAAUCUCAAUGCAAUUCUGGAUUUCGGGGACACAAAUACUCCAAUUACAGAGGAGGAUCAUCUACUAGAGGUGGAAGGUAUGUUCAUAGAGGACAUUUCAAUCAUAGAGGUGGAGGAAGAUCUGCAUUUUCAUCACAUUCUUUCUCACAGCAGCCAAAUCCCCCUCCUAAUUCUUUGAUCUGUCAAAUUUGUGGCAAGCCUAAUCACACAGCCAUAGACUGCUGGUGUAGGAUGGAAGCAUCUUCAUCUUCUUCCUCUGCCCCAAAACUUGCCUUUAUUGCUAAUGCUUCUACCUCUUCUCCAUCUGCCAGUUGGUAUGUUGAUUCUGCAGCCAUAACUCAUGUUACUCCAGACCUUAAUAACAGGCAGCAAUAUCAACCAUACCAUGGUUCUGACCAUGUAACUGUGGGCAAUGGCCACUCUAUUCCAAUUCAAAAUACCGAUCAAGGACAAGACUACUCAGAUCCCUCUAUACAAAGGGGUCCAUAGUCAUGGUCUAUAUCAACUUCCAUCCACAUUUUCUUCUCCAAAGUCUUCUCUUCAACAACAGUCUCCUUCAUCUCCUGUUGCUUGUCUUGCCACCAGUCCUGCUUCCACUACAGUUUGGCACACAAGGCUAG